GAAAAAUUUUCUAGCUACAGCUUUUUCUUGCAUUAGUGAUUUCAACUCUAGAAAUGAAGAACAUCGAGAGUUUUAAAAAAAGAAGCGGAACCACGGAUUGGGGGAAGGAAUAUGAGGAUGUGGUUCUCGCUUUUGUUAUCCUAGAACUAGUAAAAGAUGCCACUACAAAAAACUUUCAUGUUUCGUCAAAUGAAGAAGGGUUUGGAGCUUUUGAUGACAUAGUUAUUAAAACUGAGUCGGAUAACGGAAACGAAAUAAGAGCAGUACAGCUAAAACACACCGAAAAUAGAAUAUUGUCCACAAAAAAUUUGACGUCCAAAACAGGAGACUUCAGCAUUGGCAAAUAUUUCAAAACCUUCCAAGAAAUUAAGAAAGACGCAGACGAAUUCAUAUUAUUUACUAAUAGAACAUUUAAGUGUGACGACAAUACAAAAAUUCAACUGGAAGGAGAAGAGUUUUAUAUUAAAUCUGUUAAAGUAAAUACUGCUUCAAAACUUUCAGAGAUAGAUUGUGCGUAUCAGUUUAAGAUAAUAGAAGAAGACUGGGAUGUAGAAAUGCUUCCCAAAAUUCGACAAUAUCAAAAGUUUUUUAGUAAAUUUUAUUUGUAUACCGAUCAAAAAAAAGUUGGAAGCUUGAAAAACAGUAUAGCUAAAAAAUUCAAAAGUACAUAUCAUGUGGAUGAGGAAAUAUUCGAAAAAUUCCUCAAAAGAAUAAUUGAUUGGAAUAUGCAAGAAGGCAACAAAGAAAAGCUAAACAGAGAGUGGGUGGAACGAGUGAUCGCGCUACUGCUUUUAUCUUCCCAUAUCGAGCCAUUAUCUUCUGGCUCAGUUAAUGUCAAUUCCGUUAACGAUAAAAUGAAAAUAUUUCGAGAAGCUGUUUCCUUAUUCGAUAUUACUCUACUUGAAAAAGAAUCGUACGAAAAGCUUAAACCGGUGUGGGAUGACAUUGGAAAAGAAAAAAACUUCGACUUUACAGAACUAAAUAAAGUAAGACAAAGGUAUUUGCCAGCAGUCAGUUAUAUUGAUAAUAAAAACAUCGACAAAAUGGAUCCAAGGAUAUUUAUUCAACUAUUAUGGUUAACAGACAAGUGUCCAUUAAUUAUACGUCAACAUGAGAACGUCGAAAAAGCCAUCCAGCUCUGUCCCGGUAAAAAGUUCAUCCUAGUUGGAGAAGGCAAGGAUGAGAAGUGGAUGGAAAACUAUGCCGUGUUCCAAAAUCUAUCAAACUUGCAAGAUAAAUCGGACUUACGUGAAAGAUUCAUGCAAAAUUUUACUAUAUCGAUCCAAGGAAAGGGAGAACUUAAUCUUGCAACAGCUUUUGAAAAUAGCGAAGAAUUAUUAGAAAGUGUCACAACGGACAAGGUGGUGGAAAUGCUACAUGGUCCGUGUUAUAUAGGGGGACAAAAAGAGAUUCUUCCUGAACCUUAUAUUGAGCGGAGUCUUUCUCGAAAUAUUAUUAACAUUAAAUACCUAGAAAAAUUUUGGGAAAACACAAUUAUCAUUUUAAAUUGCGGCGAUAAUUUUGAUCAAGUUAAAGACAAAGUAAAGCAAUGUGAAUUAAUUAAUGUAAAUCAAACAAAUGAACUUUAUGCGUCUAAAUUCAAUCCAACUCAAUAUAAAAAUAACUUUCAUUCGGAAAAAUCAAAUUUGACCAAUACAGUUUAUAUAAGUAAUAGCAAUUUUAGUGAUCUAGAACUAGAACAAAUUUACAAUGAAAAUAGAGAAGCCAAACAGUUUCACUACUUUAAACUUUCCAGUGAUUGUAACUUAGAAUGGGUUAAAAGCAGAGGCGAUGUUAGUGAUUUAGAGGUUUAUAAGUUACAUGAAAAAUACUGUACGAACGAAAAUAAACUGUGGUGUUCUCGGUUAGAUAAUAACAUAAAUCUAAUAUGUGGCGAUUCGGGCAUGGGGAAAUCCGAAUUAAUGAAAAGCUGCAAAAAUAAAUGUUCACCCAAACAUUGGACAAUUAUAAUUAGUCCUAACGACGUACACUCAUUUUUUUACGAUUCUAAGUUUUCUAAAACAACUAACUAUACAGAUUUAUUUGAAAAAUUUAUCGUAAAUGAAAAUUCUCAGUCACUCAAGACAUUGGAGCGAAGAUUUUUCGAAAUGUCUGUACAGAAAAAUAAUGUUGUUUACGUGUGGGACGCGCUCGAUGAAAUUAUAGGAGAACAUUUAGAAGCCGUUUCGAAAAUAAUCCUCGAUUUCUCAGCAAAAAGUUUCCUUCAGUGGGUUACUAGUAGAAGAUAUUUACAGCCAUUUCUAGAAAAAACAUUCAAUGUGUUGGCACUUAGUAUAAAUCAGUUUGACGAACAGGAACAACAAAAUUAUGUAAGAAAACGUUUAGCUUCUUUCGUUUUUGAAAAUGAAAUUGAGAUCGCCAUUGAAAAAAUCAAAGCAUCGUUCGCGAUUAUCGAACACGUUAAUAUCUUGGGAAUUCCGCUUCAAAUCUUCAUGGUUACUGAAUUGUUUCGUCAAAACAGUAACAAAUAUUUGAAACUUAUGGAAAAUAUAUUUCUCUUGACUGAUUUAUACGAAUACUUCAUUGAUGAAAAAAUUAAUAAUUUUUACAAAGGUAAAUUGGGGUUUAAUUUAAAAAAUCCUCACAUGCUUAGUAGAAUUCGCAAAAAGAAACAGGGAAUUUUAGAUAAUUACGCGAGAGUGGCACUUAAAGUAAUAUUUUCGGAAGAAAUACUAAAACGAUUAAAUGUUGACUGUGAACAACACAAAGAAAAAAAAUUAGAAAAAUGUGUGUCUAUUGGUCUUGUAAGUGAAUUCCAAAAUGAUGUGGCACAUUUCAUUCAUGGUUCUUUUGCUGAAUACUUAGCUGCAACAUAUUUUUCAAAAAAUUUAAAUAUCUUUUAUGAUAUACUUGGUGAUUUAAUGUUCAAUGCAAAGUAUAAUAAUGUUCGUUUUUUUUUCGACAUGUUGUUAGUUAAAAAUUGUAAAGCACACAUUGCUGUUUUAUAUAAGAAAUAUGAAUUACUUAAAACUUAUGAUGACGAAACUUUAACACGCAAAGACAAAGGUGGUAGAAGUGCUUUACAUGUGAUUUCUUCAUGGGGACAAAGACAUCCGCAUAUAAAAAUAACGGUUGAAAAUGGGAAGUGUAUUGUGCAUGAAGACAGCAAUUUCGAUAAACAAGCAGAAACCGAAGCCUAUUUUGAAACGGUAAUCUUUUUGCAGAGCAAGAAUAACGUUGAAGAACACGAUAGUUUGCUACAUGCGACACCGUUGUCUUAUGCUAGAAAAAGUGAGAGUUUAGGGGCGGAAAUAAUGUUACUUCAAGUAAAAAAAAAUGAACUCAAUCAUCAGGCAAAUUCUUCUAACGAUAUGAUUAAUAUUUUAUAUUAUUCUUCUUUACUUGGAUACGAUAAAGUAUGUGAGCUUUUUACUGUCCAUGAGAAGGAAACCAGGAAAAAUCGCCAGUACGAAACCAAAUUUAUUACUGCGGAAAAUGCUGAAACACCUUUAUUAUUAGCGAGUAAAAGUGGUCAUCUGAAAAUUGUUAAGUAUUUGUUACAUUUAAAUCAUGAAAUUAACAAUCCCAAGAAAUUUGGAGAGACACCGUUUCACGUUGCGUCCGAGAACAGCCACAAAAAUUAUUUAGAAUAUUUUUUGAAUGUCGGUGAAGAAAUCAAUCGCGGCAGUGGGGACAGCUCUUUCGAUUGCUUAGUGGAGGCAGGCUCUGAAAUAAAUCGAGGUAAUAAACAAGGUGAGACACCACUUUACGUAGCUUCUAAAAUGGGUCACGAAAAACUUGUCGAAUACUUGAUGACAGCCGGCGCCGAAAUCAAUCGCGCUAAAAAAAACGGUACGACACCACUUUUCAUAGCUUCACAAUUUGGUCACGAAAAAGUUGUCGAAUACUUGAUGACAGCCGGCGCCGAAAUCAAUCGCACAUUUAAUGACGGUGCGACACCACUUUUGGUAGCUUCACAAAACGGUCACGAAAAAGUUGUCGAAUACUUGGUGACAGCCGGCUCCGAAAUCAAUCGCGCUAAAAAUGACGGUGCGACACCACUUUUCAUAACUUCACAAAAGGGUCACGAAAAAGUUGUCGAAUACUUGGCGACAGCCGGCGCCGAAAUCAAUCGCGCUACGAAUGACGGUUGGACACCACUUUUGAUAGCUUCACAAAACGGUCACGGAAAAGUCGUCGAAUACUUGACGACAGCCGGCGCCAAAAUCAAUGGCGCUAAUAAAAACGGUGCGACACCACUUUUCAUAGCUUCACAAUUUGGUCACGAAAAAGUUGUCGAAUACUUGGUGACAGCCGGCGCCAAAAUCAAUCGCACAUUUAAUGACGGUGCGACACCACUUUACGUAGCUUCACAAAACGGUCACGAAAAAGUUGUCGAAUACUUGGUGACAGCCGGCGCCGAAAUCAAUCGCGCUAAGAAUGACGGUGCGACACCACUUUUCAUAGCUUCACAAAAGGGUCACGAAAAAGUUGUCGAAUAUUUAGCGACAGCCGGCGCCGAAAUCAAUCGCGCUAUGAAUGACGGUGCUACACCACUUUUAAUAGCUUCACACAACGGUCACGAAAAAGUUGUCGAAUACUUGGCGACAGCCGGCGCCGAAAUCAAUCGCGCAAUGAAUGACGGUCGAACACCACUUUACGUAGCUUCACAAAACGGUCACGAAAAAGUUGUCGAAUACUUGGCGACAGCCGGCGCCGAAAUCAAUCGCGCUAAAAAAAACGGUACGACACCACUUUACAUAGCUUCACAAAACGGUCACGAAAAAGUUGUCGAAUACUUGGCGACAGUCGACGCCGAAAUCAAUCGCGCAUUUAAUGACGGUGCUACACCACUUUACGUAGCUUCACAAAACGGUCACGAAAAAGUUGUCGAAUACUUGGUGACAGCCGGCGCCGAAAUCAAUCGCGCUAAGAAUGACGGUGCGACACCACUUUUCAUAGCUUCACAAAAGGGUCACGAAAAAGUUGUCAAAUACUUGGUGACAGCCGGCGCCGAAAUCAAUCGCACAUUUAAUGACGGUGCGACACCACUUUACGUAGCUUCACAAAACGUUCACGAAAAAGUUGUCGAAUACUUGGUGACAGCCGGCGCCGAAAUCAAUCGCGCUAAGACUGACGGUGCGACACCACUUUUCAUAGCUUCACAAAAGGGUCACGAAAAAGUUGUCGAAUAUUUGGCGACAGCCGGCGCCGAAAUCAAUCGCGCUAUGAAUGACGGUGCGACAGCACUUUUAAUAGCUUCACACAACGGUCACGAACAAGUUGUCGAAUACUUGGCGACAACCGGCGCCGAAAUCAAUCGCGCUAUGAACGACGGUGCGACACCACUUUUAAUAGCUUCACAAAACGGUCACGAAAAAGUUGUCGAAUACUUGGCGACAGCCGGCGCCGAAAUCAAUCGCGCUAUGAAUGACGGUGCGACACCACUUUACAUAGCUUCCCAAAACGGCCACAAAAAAGUUGUCGAGAAUUUAAAGAAAGCCGCCGCUUGUGAAAGGAAUCCUACAAACGAGAAGCUUUCCAACCGGUUUGGUUGUAGUUUAAUGUAGCAAAUUUUUCACCUUAAUGGACUAAGCGUAGGUUUAGUAUUACUAAGUCAAUGCUGGUUAUUUUACAGAGGAUAUAAUUCAUAUAUCACUUGUUGUGAUUUCAUACAAUAGAAAAUGUUAAUAUCCUGAGGUACACUCAGAACCGACGAUAGGUAUUAUACCGCCCGGGACAAAGUAAAUAUGUACUGCCUUUCCACUUUGUUAAAGAUAUUUUUUAUACAUAUACGUAAAUACUCUAGAAAUACAUUGAUGAUCCUCACAAGAGAAAAUUGAAUAGUUAAUCGUAGAUAGUCAUACACUUUAUACUUAUUUGCACGGUCGCGCUGAUGACACAAAAUUUAAAAUGAAACUUUUCCUGCUUUAAUUGCAGAAAAUUCUCUCACAAGGUGUUUAUAAUAUAAUAUGUUUUGUCCUAACCGGUGCUCGAUGAGAGUAAUCGCCAAGUUUACAACUCUUGUUUCAGGCAUUAUUGAGCGAAAGUAAUUUUUUGUCAGUUUUAGCUUGGAAAAACUUGGCCCAGCUUUGACCACACUGAUAGAUAAUGAUAAUAACAUUCUCAGUGCAACAUCAACAUUUGGAAAAAAUGUGUUCAAUAAAAUGUUGUAAAACAUCUCUCGGUGAAGUAUUUUUUUAACAGAAGUAGUAAAAGCUUCCAGUUUGUCAGAAAGUUGUAUGGCGUAAAAAUCUUUAGAGUUUGUUUGCUUACUGGUUAGGAUAUAUUCUAGGAUUUUACAUUUUUCUAAAAUUUCCAUUUUAGGAACAGACUGGAGAAAUGAAAUAAUGAAUUGUUUUAUUUAACAGAAACGUCUAGAGUUUGAAAAAAAAGUCAACGUUGAAUUUUAAAAAUCCUUCUGCCAUUUGUCUUGUUUCAUGAAUUGUAAUGAGUAUUUGUUGAUCAAAUUCCUAAAUUAUUAAACAAUUUAUUACUAUUAUAAGAGCAGACAAGCAUACGAAUAUAACAUAAAAUAAGACAAUUGGACUAUAAAAUAUACAUAACAGAUUAACACAAAUAUUAACGGUUAGUUGGUGCUUAAAAAUGCUCGUAUACAAAUAAAUAUUCCCUUAAUUUAUUCUUAAAAUCUUUUAUCCACAACUGAAAUAUUUUGUGACCAUAACAUUACCGUUGUGAGAUGUUUAAUGGGCUUGAUAAAACAUUAGUGUCUUAUAUCGUGUCUUAUAUAAAUAAUAAGUUAGAAUUAUUUAGAUCUACUUUUUAACAUUUACAUUAACAUUCACUUUCUUUUUUGUUGGUGAGAAACCAAUAACAUCAAACGUAGCUGGAAUUGAAGUUUCACGGGCAGUUUAAUCAGCACGCUGAAUUUCGACUUGUUCAACAUCUUGUCCUUGAAUCACCUUCUCUGUUUCAGUUUUAUUUGAUCGAGAAUCCUUAAUGUGCAGUAAACGACUAAACUGAGCAAUGCGUACGAGUAAUCUGUCGAUUCAGUUGUAUUAUCCUUAAUUUUUUAGUCCAGCUCAUUAUACUUUUUGUUUUCCGAAACCAUUCGCAAAAAUAAUAAUCUACUUAGGUCUGAAAUCAAUGAAAACCAUCACUUCAAAAUUUCUUUACAUCACCACAUCGCCUCUGCUUUUUCUUUGAUAUUCAUGACUUGGAAGGGUACUCAAUUGUAUAUUUUUUUCGCAACUAGUGUUACUGAGUUUGAUCAAAAAUUUAAAAUUAUUGGUAAGUGUUCAAACACUAUUACGAAUAAAAUAAGACCUCGAGAUAAAAUAGAAUAAUUGUGUUUUUCCUUUUAUUAAAUAAACAAAAAGCAAUGCAUGAGACCGUUUAGCAUAUGCCUCCAUAUUUUCCUGAUUGAUUUUUACAACAAUUUAAAGAUGCAAAAGGAUCAACCAAGAAUAUGAAGAAAUAAUUUUGUAUCUUCCAGCGUCGCCUCAUCAGUCACAAAUUCUAACAAAAAGAUGUAAUUUAUCGUAAAUUUAGCCCUAUUGUAAAAUGCAGUACAAGUGAAGCUGUAUAAAUACAUAUCUAUACCAAAGUAAAGGUGUAUAGAAGAAAGAAGAAAUUAUGAAAUACUUCCAAUCUUCUAGAAAACAACAACUGACUCAAGUAAUAACGUUGAACUCUUCAAAAUGAUACAUGGCAUUUUGUUACGCUACACCGUGGUUGGUGGACUAAGUGCCCAAAUUAGACAAUAGGCUUAGGCAAUGGAGGAUCACCAUCAAGAAUUUUUUUUUUCUUCCUGUAAGAUAGGACAUCGAGAGAGCUCUCUAGAUGUGUUACGCCGACCGUCUGCACGAAAAAUUCUUCACGCGAAAGGAAAAAGCCCUAGAAGACCUAACCGGUUCAGCACGAACAGUCAGAGCCUACGAACUUCCACCGUCUGAGAAAAACGACCUAAUCCAGUCAACAAGAAACAGCAUCGAGCUACAAACCAACGAAAAGUACGGUACAGAUGUCAAAAUCGGAGAAAUCCUAGUUAUCGAAAAACCAUACGAAGUGGAACUUCAGGCCGAUCGCUAUUCUAGACCAUCAUGGAUGCUUUGUCCUUUGCCAUAACCCGAUUCGAGGCACUAAGUGUUGCAAACGGCUGCAUUAUAUCGAAACGUGUAAAGAAAAGGAUUUUCAAAUUUUUUUUUUGUCCUUCGUAGAUCAAAUCAUGUAUCUCACUGACUACUAGCUGCUUGCAUUAAAAAUUAGGUUUGUGGCAACGAAUGACGAAAAUGACACCGAACCCGAUUAUCUUUCUGACAGAUAUAAGGAAGCUGCAAAAUUGCGAACUCAUAGCCUUGAAUAUGUGUCAGCGGAUGUGAUGAAAGGUUUAAAGAACUGUACAACCUAUUCCACCAUCGGAAGAAACGUUACGCUUACGUUACGUCGUCAGGAACAUUUUUACGGCUUUGGACGAAGAGGGCCAAUUAGGUUGCGAUCCAAUAAGAAAAUAAUGGUUGCUAGUAGAAAUCUCUCGUUACUUAUGUCUGUUGUGUAUUAGUGCUAGUAUAUGGAACCAGCAAAAAACGAUUUAUAGGAAAAAGGACGACAAAAAAAUGUUCGUUUGUUGUUGAGUAUGUUCUUUUGUAACUCAUUUUUAAAAAAUCAAGAGUAUCAAUCGUCUGUUUUGUUGUUUUGAUAAAUACUGAAAACACGUCCAUGGUAUAGUUCAUGUUAGAUUGUGUUUUAUGUUGCUAACUUUUUUUAUCAUUUCUGUAAGUAUAGGUUAAGGUACAAGCAAUCUCAUGUACAAGAAACAUAAAUUUUGUCAAAAUAUUUAAAAAAUAUAACAUUUUAUGAACAAGA
Zophobas morio is the source of this 8787-nucleotide messenger RNA. RefSeq lists its product as uncharacterized. Bases 54 to 5531 code for a protein of 1825 amino acids. The transcript is spliced from 6 exons. Gene Ontology annotation, molecular function: protein binding. The record is from RefSeq and is a predicted model, not a curated record. NCBI's taxonomy places the organism in Eukaryota, Metazoa, Arthropoda, Insecta, Coleoptera, Tenebrionidae.